Messenger RNA from Epinephelus moara (kelp grouper), 5716 nucleotides. RefSeq names its product zinc finger protein 37-like. Gene Ontology annotation, biological process: regulation of transcription by RNA polymerase II. Lineage: Eukaryota; Metazoa; Chordata; Actinopteri; Perciformes; Serranidae. The coding region runs from base 389 to 2410 and encodes 673 amino acids. The record is from RefSeq and is a predicted model, not a curated record. Gene Ontology annotation, molecular function: DNA-binding transcription factor activity; RNA polymerase II cis-regulatory region sequence-specific DNA binding. The transcript is spliced from 5 exons.
UUCUCCCUUGUCAGGUUGUCAGGUUUAUCACACAACCUUUAUGGUGCUUCUGAUAUCUGGCACAAUGCAGGUGUGAUUUUCUUUUUGCUUUGACAUGAGUUGGACAGAAAUUAGUCUGUCGCUGUUUCAUAUUGUUCUAUAUGUUCGAUAAAGGACAAAAAAAGUUUCUUCUCUCCCCCGUCUCCUGCGAGGGCGGAGCGAAGACGCGAGGAAGAGAUUAACCCAGUGUGUGUGGAUGUGGGGCUUUUAUUUCGAAGGGUAAAACCGGAAAAGGAGGUCGACUGUGAGGGUGAGGCAGGGAAAUGUUUCCGGUGAACUUCUCUCCGGGUCGUUUCGGUGUUUGCGGGAAUUUUGGUUUAAACACGGUAGAUUUAAAGCUGUAACAAAGAUGGCGGAACGACCCGCUGAAGGGGAACUUCCGCUGAAUAAAACCCGGUCUGUGGCGAAGAGGGCCUGGGACAGGGAGCGGGACAAAACCCGGGUCAACAUCGGGGUGGCGUUUCAGAGGUGGAGAGCUCUGCGGGCGGCUAAAGGGCUCCAGCUGGACGCGGAACUGGCUCUGCUGCUGCUCGACAGUUAUGAAAACAACCCUGCGGCACAAACGGCCCCGAAGACGAGUUACAGAGGAGUCCACCCUCCUGACCUGUCCAACACUGACCAGGGUUCAGCGUCUGAUCGUUUUGGAGCCGCCAUGGACACGAGGCUGAUGAACGACGUGUCUGUCACCGCGGCCGAUGAGACAACCCAUUACUUCCCUGAGAACCUUGGACCUCCAGCUGAAGAGAUCCUGGAGGUCCUGAUUGAAGAAGACAUCAUUGGUUCCCGUGCGUCCAUCCUUUAUGAAGAGAAUAUACGUCAGCUGGCGACACUGGUUCACCUUCCAGUCAAACACUGUCCCCACACAGUAUCGACAGGACAGUUGUGCCAAAGCCUACCUCCAUUCGAGUGCUCUAUCCAACAGAGGUGUACUGCCUUUGUUGUGGAAUGGGUUUGUCCUCGGGGUCACGUGGUCUGGAGUUGGACCUCACAGCCAACCUUCAAGUUUGGGAUGUUGGCUGGUGACUUGUUGCUCGGGAUGAACAUCCUGUUGAGCGGUAACAGCUACGCCAAAGUCGCCCUGCUGUUCCGCUUCAUGAACAUGGGAGUCGUCAACCCGGUCACCUUCUUCAAGAUCCAGGACUCGUACUGUGUCGACGCCAUCAAGGAGUUCUGGAUGGAGCGGAGAGCGAAGGCCAUUCAGCGGCUACAGGGCAAAGAUGAGGCCGGUUCAGACGUCCAGCAGCAGCUGUUGGUGGUUAAAGAAGAGGUUCCCCCUGAGCAGCAGGAGUGGAGCUCCAGUGUGGACCAGGAGGACCCAGAGCCCCCACACAUUAAAGAGGAAGAGGAGGAACUGUGGAGCAGUCAGGAGGGAGAGCAGCUUCAAGGGCUGGAGGAGGCUGAUAGCACCAAGUUCACAUUCACUCCUGUCCCUGUGAAGAGUGAAGAUGAUGAAGAGAAACCCCAGUCUGAGGGACACCACUGUGGAGGACCAGGACCAGGACCAGUGCCUGAAGACUCUCCUGAACCUGACCCAGAUACUGAUGACAGGGAGACCAGAGACUCUUUAGUUGCUGAGAUUGAAGUCAGUCUUGACGACCUGGAUGAGACCAAAGAACCUCAGUUGGGUUUAAACUCCCGGAAAACUGGCGACGUCCCCAUCAGCGACUCGAGACGCAGUGUCUGUGAGAAACCGUUCAGUUGCUCCGAGUGUGGGAAAAGAUUUGGCAUCAAGACAUCAGUGAACCGACACAUGAGGUGUCACACGGGAGAGAAACGUUUCAGCUGCUCGGUGUGUCAGAAGUCGUUCUCGCAGAGCGGAUAUCUGCACACGCACAUGAGGAUCCACACGGGAGAGAAAAGAUUCAGCUGCUCCGUCUGUGACCAAAGAUUCUCCCAGAAAACACACCUCAACAGACACAUGAUCACGCACACGGGAGAGAAACCGUUCAGCUGCUCCGUCUGCGGCAAAGCUUUCAGCGAGAAUGGGAACCUGAAGAAACACAUGAUCACUCACACGGGAGAGAAACCCUUCAGCUGCUCCGUGUGCGGUAAAGGUUUCAUCCAGAAGGUCAACCUGACGAACCACAUGACGUAUCACACGGGAGAGAAACCGUACAGCUGCUCAGUGUGUCACAAAGGGUUCAUGCAGAAGAUCAAUCUGAAGCUCCACAUGGCUCAUCACACUGGAGAGAAACCGUUCGGCUGCACCAUCUGCGACAAAAGGUUUGCAUCGUGUCAUCGGCUCAAAAGACACAAAUGUGGCGGUCGGCGGUCGGUGCGGCUUCGUUGGACUCAGACUGAGGAUGACGGAGGGGUGGAGCCUCCAGACGGCGGCUCGACUCAACAGACAGAAACAAACACUUUUAUAUGAGAAACAGAGGCUGCCUGUCACGUGCAGCCAUUUUGGAUCAGAUUAUAUCAGCUUUAAGUUUCAUCAUGUUUCUGAUACAGUUAAUGAUAAAAUGUUACUUGCCAAGUUAACUUCCUGUGGCGUGUGAGGUUCCUCAGUGAUACGUGAGCACUGAUGAAACAAAGCAGGUUGUAUCUAAAGCCUCGUUUCCACCGAGCGCUACGUUGUCCCCAUGUUUGGCCCCCCCUCUGUUGGGGCGGAGCUAGAAACCCUGCAGUCUGAUUGGUCAGUAGAGGACGGUCAUUCUGGUUUUAGGCAAGUGUGUGUCUGUAACAGGUGUGUGUGUGUGUGUGUGUGUGUGUGUGUGUGUGUGUGUGUGUGUGUGUGUGUGUGUAUGUGUGUCUGUCUUUCAGUCUUUUCUCAGAUUUUGGUAAAAUAUUUAGUUUUUUUUAUGACUUCUAUAAAGUUUAACAUUUUUCAACAACACCAAAAAUAUUUUUUUUAAGAACAAACUCAUAAAUGUGAUAAUGUGAGUGAAGCUGUCCACCUUCAUGUGUUCAUCACAGGCUGAGUCCACCUUCAUGUGUUCAUCACAGGCUGCGUCCACCUUCAUGUGUUCAUCACAGGCUGCGUCCACCAUCAUGUGUUCAUCACAGGCUGCGGAAAUUAUUCCGUCAGUUUGAAACAAUCAUUUCACCCAUUUUAUAAAUUUUUAUAAACUUUUAAGCAACUUUUAUAAACUUCAGCCCAAAAACAAAAAUCUUUAAUUUUAUUCCAUACGAUCAAACACUGUUUCAUCAUCGUGUCAGACGCUGCAGUACGUGUGUAUUUGUCUCUACAAUUAGGCGCUGUUGAAAAUCCGACCCCCGGGGCGUCAGCGGCUUAGUGGAUAGAGCAGGCGCCCCAUGUACAAGGCUGUUGCUUCAGUGACCCGGGUUCGAAUCCAGCCCGUGGCCCUUUGCUGCAUGUCACUCCCUCUCUCACGCUUGACUGCCCUGCCCAUUAAAGGCUAAAAUGCCCCAAAAUAUAUCUUUAAAAAAAAAAAAACUGAAAGAAAAUCCGACCCAAAAAAAUUCACGUUCUCAUCGGGCUGAUAUUCAGGGGUCAGAGGCCCUCCAGGUCUGGGUGGCGAUCGAGGGCGUCUAAUUUUGAGCCCUAAAAACUGGACUAGUUACCAUGGUAACGUCCCUGAGGUGGACAACCUCUUCCCUCAAUUCGACAGAAUCAUCUGCUCGGAGCACACAGCUGCGUGCACUGGCAGGAAUUGUGGCGGCCAUUGGAUGCCUGUCAUCACUUAACAGACCAAAGGUCUAGGUACCAGGUCUGAAGGGUUCCUGUUGUGACAUCAGAAUCAGAAUCAGAAUGCCUUUAUUGUCACUGCAAAAAGAAUUUGCAACGAAAUUGAAAGUGCUACACCUAUUUCAGUGCUUAGGUAAAAAAAAAAGACAAAAAGAAACAACAACAGGAACAUCCACACAGACAUUCAAUUUAGAAUAAAUUAAGGAAUAUACGUUUAAAAGCAGCGAUGCCCUCAAUAAAAUUGUCAUUAUUGCACCCCAAAAACGAGCAUAAUAUGCACUUAAGCUCAUUUCUUUUGCCCUGGUUGAUGAGCCUGAUGGCCCAGGGGUAGAAACUGUUUUUGAGCCUGUUAGUCUGAGAUUUUAGGCUUCUGUACCUCCUGCCAGAGUGCAGAAUGGUAAACAGUCUGUGGCCAGGGUGUGUGCAGUCCUUUAAAAUCUUGUUGGCUCUGCGGAGGCAGCGGGAGGUAGAGAUGUCCUCCAGGGUGGGCAGAGUGCAGCCAACGGUUUUCUCCGCCAUCUUAAUCACCCUCUGCAGAGCUUUUUUUUCUGCUGCAGAACAACCACAGUACCAUAGCGUGAUGCAUUGCGCCAAUACACUCUCGAUGGUAGAGCGGUAGAAGGCGAUCAGCAGCUGUUGGUUGAGGCCAUUCCUGCGCAGCAGUCUCAGGAAGUGCAUCCGCUGCUGGGCCUUCUUCACUAGGCCUGUGGUGUUGGCUGACCAGGUGAGAUCCUCUGAGAUCUGUACCCCCAGGGAUUUGAAGGUGGAGACCCUCCCCACCCUGACCCCGUUGAUGUGAAGGGGGGCGGGCUCUGCUCCAUGCCUCCUAAAGUCCAUAAUCAGUUCUUUCAUUUUGUUUUCGUUUCGACAUGUUGUGUGGCGUCCCUCAGGGGUCGAUCCUGGGGCCUUUAUUCCUCUUUGACUGUAGUAAACAUUUACAAUAAUAAACUUUUUUACGUUAUUUCACAAUGCAAUAUUUUUCUUGUAAUGCAAAAAAUAGAUUUUCUUCAUGUCAGUAAUCAACAAGUGAAAUUUCAUGCUGAUAUUUGUGAAUCUAAAGUUUUAACCUAGCGUCUUUUAUUUGUUCUAAAACUUUGGAAUUUGAUCAAAUGUAUCUCUAAAAUAAGUUUACUCACACUCUGAGCCAGAAAUCUCGUAACGUAGAAAGUGUCACAUUGUCUCUGAGUUAGCCGCUAACUGCUAACAGCUGUUGUUCUUUGAGUUGAGUUGAGUUGGUGGUUUGAGGUCAAAGGUCACUUUGGCACAAAUGUCCACUUGGACUAGAGGAUAAACGGAUUAGAAUUUGAUGGUCAGAGGUCACUGUGACCUUGUGUCUGGGUCAUUCUCAUGAAUGCAAUAUCUCAAGAACGCCUCAAAGCAAUUUCUUUUAAUUUGGCACAAACAUCCACUUGGACUUGGACUAAAAAAAAAAAAGCUGAUAAGAAUUUGGUGUUUAAAAAUCAAAGGUCACUUUGACCUUGCAUUUUCUCAUUCUCAUGAACACAAUAUAUUAAGACAGCCUUGAGGGAGUUUCCUCAAACCAGCUCAAGGAUUUUUCAUUUAAUUUCUAAUUUUUUUUAUCAAAUUUGGCACAAACGUCCACUUGGACUCAGGAUUAACCGAUUUGUUUUUGUUGGUCAUAAGUCUAAGGUCAAAGUCACUGUGACCUUGUCUGUCUCAUUCUAGUGAAUGUGAUAUCUUAAAAAUGCCUCAAGGGAAUUACUUCAAAUUUGGCAUAAAUGUCCACUUGGACUUGGGAUGAACUGAUGAUUUUUGGUGGUCAUGGAUAAAAUAUCAAGGUGGCUAUGACCUUGCAUCCAUCUCAUUUAUGUGAACAACAUCUUUGGAACAGCUUGAGGGAAUUUCUUUAAAUUUGGUGCAAACGUCCCUUUUGACUGAACAGGUUUGAGUUUAGUGGUCAAAGGUCAAAGGUCAAUGUGACCUCACAAAACAUGUUUUUGUCUAUAACUGAAGAAUUCAUUCACUAAUUCUGACAAAACUUGACACAAAUGUCUAACAGGAUAAAAU